AUCGUUUUUUACUUUUAUUUUUUUAGUUUUAAGAUAUAUAUAUAUAAACAAAAAAAUUAUUUGCAAUAAUGGAGACUUUAAAUCAGGGACAGGGCCGUGUUUCAUAUCCACGAAGGGCUGAUGUUCUCCGGUUGGCUGUUCUUGGUGAUCGGGGUGUUGGCAAGUCAGCUUUCAUCACAUGUGUUGCAUUUGGGUUAUAUGAUCCAUAUUUGAGAUCAACACUUAAAAUGGAUUUUAUGUCCAGAGAGAUUCUUGUGGAACAAGAAAAGGUCGUUGUGCAAUUAUGGGAGAAGGAGAUUUCAUCCUAUCACGCCUUGAUAGUGCUUUAUGACGUGACAUCUCGUUCUUCGUACACCAGUGCGCUCAAAAUCGUUGAAGAAGCACGCAUAAAUCAAGAUGACAGCCUUCCUAUUUUAUUUCUUGGAAACAAAAUGGAUAUUCAUCAAAAAAGACAAGUAAUGGCGUAUGAGGGAGAAGUGGCAGCCAUACAUUAUCAAGUGUUAUUCAGUGAAAUUAGCUGCACAGAAACAGUCAACACUCGACAAAGCAUCACUGAGUUGAUCGAGUCAAUGAUUUCUGGUCGUGUUUUCAUGUCUUAAUAUUUUUUUUAAACUCUGUAAAUUUUUUUAUUUUUAUUUUUCGAUAUUUAUUAUCAUAAAAACUCUUUCUUGCUUCGUUCAUUGCGAAUUUAUAUGUCUUACCGAACUCAGCCAAGCAAUGGUAAAGUGUUUUUAUUUGUGACAUCUCUUCUAUUCUAAACUCGCAGUUGAAAGUUUAGCACUCUUGAUAAAACUAGUAAAGUUUGCACUAUGUUUUAAUAUUUUUAUAUUUGUUAAUAUUUAUUUUUUUAUUUAUUGAUAUUUAUGUAGUUGUUUAUAUAUUUUGUACACCUGCACAUAUAAAUAAUAUCCGUAAAUUUAAUUCUGCCUUUUUUUAAUCCACAGGUUCUACGACACGCACACCCCCUUACCUCGACUCACGUGACUUGCUAAGUAAUCUAUAUGACGUUGAAAAAUGCCGGAAAUAGAGAAUAUAGAACACCCCCUUCAACACUCUCUCCUCCCAGACACACAUAUAUACACAUUAAAGACCUUGUCGCAAUACUUGACUCAUGGAGUGAACUGGAAAUAAAAACUGACAACUUCUUUACGGUUUGUGGUAGCUUUUUUGACCUCUGCUUGGAAUCGAGGCGUAACAUAGAUGGUCAAAAAUUGGGCGGGUUUUCACCGUAACAAUAACACCAUUCAAAGCAGUACUGUCAAAUUAAAGUGAAAAAAUAUUCACGCAU
Messenger RNA from Hydractinia symbiolongicarpus, 1288 nucleotides. RefSeq names its product ras-related protein Rab-6-like. The transcript is spliced from 7 exons. The record is from RefSeq and is a predicted model, not a curated record. NCBI's taxonomy places the organism in Eukaryota, Metazoa, Cnidaria, Hydrozoa, Anthoathecata, Hydractiniidae. Gene Ontology annotation, molecular function: GTPase activity; GTP binding. The coding region runs from base 69 to 599 and encodes 176 amino acids.